AUGAUCAUCUGUGGACCUUACAAAUUAUUACAACCUUCUUCCUACCUCAAAAACCUCUUCUUCCCAUUACUAGACUACAAUACAGAAGCCAUAUGCCAAGUUGUUCGAAAGAAUGGCAAGCUUUGUGGGGUUCCGAUCAAGAGAGAUAAAAGUUCCAGCACCAAAAACUUCCAUGAACAUCUGAGGAACGUCCACGGCCUUUACAAUUCGGCACUUGUGAAAAAAGCUGGGAAUUCACAGAUUGAUAUAGAGAAAUGGGCUAAGAAUUCCAAGUUCGUGCCAAAACUGAAUAAUGAUUCACUUAAGACUGCUCUUGUCUACUUCACUCCUCCCCCAGACCUACACAGCAUCCAGUCGGAGCCGCAAAAAGCUCUUUCCUGCCCCCAUCCUAUAAUGCACAACCACCUGGGUGUUUGGGUGGUUCCGGAGACACAUCCUGAGGACCGACACCCGGGUGGCACCACCCGUGAAAACACCCAGGACCCAUGCCUGGGUCCUAUGGGACAGACCAGGUCCUAA
Molecule: messenger RNA, 519 nt
Organism: Puccinia graminis f. sp. tritici CRL 75-36-700-3
Lineage: Eukaryota; Fungi; Basidiomycota; Pucciniomycetes; Pucciniales; Pucciniaceae
Exons: 6
Coding region: 1-519 (172 amino acids)
Source: RefSeq, a predicted model, not a curated record